GCUAGACCUCCCUGCCCGCUCUGGAACGGAGCUCCUCGCUCGCGCUCUCUUUCGUCGUUUUGAUGGAGGACGGGCAGGAAGAACCGGUUCAGUGUCAGUCGAGUCGAGAGUCCGGCCCAGUUCCCUCAUCAUGAGUGCCCCUUUUCGCGUGAUCUUCGUCCUCGCCUUCGCCUUCGCGUCCUCGCUGUGUCCUCACGCCUCGGCCUUGCCAUCACCCACGGACUGCAGCCCCGCCCGACAGUACUUCCGUCGUCGAAAUGUCACAGAGACGCUUGGAACGGGUCCCGGCUUGUGCGCCGGCGACAUCGGAUGCUGCACCGGCUUCACCUCUGCCGACAUGACCCGCGCGGGGAUCGCGGACCUGCAAGACGGCAUCCGCGACACCAGCGCCGCCCUCCGCCACCUCUUCACCUCCACCUCCGUCGACAUCCACGAGACGUUCUUAAGAGAAUUGAACGUGUCGGAGGAAUACACGCUGAAGUUCUUCCACAUGCACUACGCGGAUAUCUUCAGCGAGGUGAAGGGCGACGUGGUGGAGCUGUUUCGGAGCCUGAGAGAGCGGUUCGCAGAAGGCGAGGCGAUCGGGGACGAGGUGCAGGGAAUCGGGGACACGGUGCAAGAGUUCUUCGACCGUCUGUUCCCGUACGUGUACCACCAGAUCGUGGAACCGAAGGCGGAGGCGUUCACCGAGGAAUACAGGGAAUGCCUGAGACGGCACCGACGGGAGCUGAAUCCGUUCGGUCGAGUGCCGGGUGACAUCGCGGCAUCGGUGCACCGGAGCUUCAAGGCACUGCGAGCGGUGAAUGGGGCGUUGAAGACGGGAGAAGAGGUACUCCAGGCGCUCGUGGACGGCGCGGAGCGGAUCGGGAUCGAAAGCUGCGGCAUGGCCCUGGGGAGACUCAGGCCUUGCUCCUUCUGCUCUCCAUCUUCACGCUCUUCAUCCUCGCCUCCGUCGCCGUGUCCCGGGUUCUGCAUGAACGUUCUCCGGGGAUGUCUCGCGCCGUGGAGCGAACUGGACCUCCCGUGGAACGAGUUCCUCGACUCCCUCGCCAUCGUGUUGGGGUCGGGGAAAGGACGGACCCGUGGACGCCCUCACGUCCAGAUCCCCAUUCAGGACGUAGAUCUCAAGAUCUCCGAGGGGAUCAUCCUCGCCUACGAGAACGACGCCGCUCUGGAGAAACAGGUCAAGAAAGCGUGCGGUUCCGCCGAGCGAAGCACGACUCACUUCCGAACGGACGAGGACCUGGGCAAAUCCGCCCUCCUCACCAACACCCGCCGGAGUCUGGCGCUGCCGGCCCCCAAGGAGGACGGCGAGGAGGAGGAGGAGGAGGAGGACUUCCGCACUGUCCUCCUCAGGUCCAAGGGCUUCUUCGCCAAUCUGGCCGAUGCCGUCUGCAGUCGGGACGCGUUCUCAGCGCACAAGGAGGUUCACUGCUGGAACGGAUCUGCCGUCGGGGAGUACUCGCGGCGCAUCGCUGGGAUCGGGCAGAGCGGCCAGAUGUCCAACCCGGAGGUAUUGGCGCCCGCCGCCCCAGAUCACCAGGUCCUCGGCUUCGUAGAACGCCUACGCAUCUACCGAAAGGAGCUGGUGAGCUUAUGGCCCGGCGUUGGUCACGGCUACGGAAGCCUGGUGGCGAGCGAGGAGGAAGAAGGAAGUGGAGCGGGGGAGGAAGGGAGCGGAGCCGUCCAUCCUCACUCGCAGCCCCCCCACUUGGACCUGGACUACGAGGUGUGGGGGGGCGCGGAGGGGUCUGGAGAGGGAUCGGGUGGGGGCAUCCACCCGCCGCCGCAUCCUCGUCCGCCCACGCAUCAUCCAGCGUCGGAGGCUCCACCGGACAUCGGAUUCGGCGAGGAGGACGAGGACGUGGUCGUGAAGACAAGCGGAUCCUCGGUCGUCGUUUUCGGGUCCUUCCUCACGCUCCUCCCGUGCCUGUGUGCGCUCUUCGCCGCGUCCACGUGAAGCGAAGGGCCCAGGACUCGAACCGUGUGAUACUCCCGACUCGGUCGUCGACCGAGAACGGCAGCUGCCAGCGUCAACUGUGAUGUCAGAUUAACGUGAUUUUUCCUCCGAGAAUUUAUGUGUUGUUUGUCUGCAGAGAAGGCCCGUGAUACCUCGGGAUUCCUCCCUCCCUCUCCCCCUCCUCUUCCUAUGCGAUCGAACGAGAACAUGAAAAAAGUCCCUUCCGUGUGCCAUACUCACGAGUGCCAUCCUGUCACAAACGCCCCCCUCGUCGCAUUCGCCCCCCCCCCCCCC
Darwinula stevensoni is the source of this 2254-nucleotide messenger RNA. NCBI's taxonomy places the organism in Eukaryota, Metazoa, Arthropoda, Ostracoda, Podocopida, Darwinulidae. The record is from the annotation of a GenBank genome assembly.